This is a messenger RNA of Onychostruthus taczanowskii (white-rumped snowfinch), 1410 nucleotides long. Its product is annotated as glycine N-acyltransferase-like protein 3. The transcript has 5 exons. Gene Ontology annotation, molecular function: glycine N-acyltransferase activity. Gene Ontology annotation, cellular component: mitochondrion. Lineage: Eukaryota; Metazoa; Chordata; Aves; Passeriformes; Passeridae. The record is from RefSeq and is a predicted model, not a curated record. The coding region runs from base 1 to 849 and encodes 282 amino acids.
AUGAAGAUCCUGACGUGCUCAGCCCAUCUGCAGCACCUGGAGGGGAUCCUGAGGAAGAGCCUGCCCAUCGCCCUGCCGGUCUUCGGGGCAGUGCUGAACAUCAACCGGGGCAACCCUGGCCAGUUUGAGGUGCUGGUGGACAAGUGGCCCGAAUUUGGCGCCGUGCUGGCCCGGCCCAGUGGAGAGGUGCCAGCGAACGAUGGAUACUGGAACACGCAGGCGGCGUUCUACCGGGACCUGGGGGCGUACCGGGCGCUGCUGGAGACACCCGGCUGCCUGCGCUGGGACGCUGCCUUCACCCUCAUCGGGCUACAGGAUGGGCUGGCCACAGUGUCCCAGGACCUGGCAAGGAAGAAGGGUGUGGAGCUGGACAUUGUCGAGUACUACUCCUACUGGCACCCUGACCCCAGCACCAUGCCAGAGCCCCGGCCAGCCCCCGGGGUGCACGUGGGCUCCCUGAGCCCCUCGCACGUGGACCUGCUCAACGACACGUGGCCCUACGGGGGGAACGCCCGCAGCCGGCGCUUCCUGGCUGAGAUUUUGGGGCGCUUCCCGCAAGUCUGCCUGCAGGACGGCAGCGGGCAGCCCGUCGCCUGGGUGCUGACGGAUCACUUCGGGACGGGCACGCACAGCUACACCCUGCCCGAGCACCGGCGGCGGGGGCACAUGCAGGUGGCACUGACGGUGGCGGCGCAGCGGGCACACGCCCGCGGGUUCCCCACCUUCGGGCACACGGCGCUGGGGAACCGGCCCAUGCAGCAGCUGCAGGAGAUGCUGGGCAACCGGCGCCUGCCCGGGGUCUGCCGCUACAUCCUGCACAAUCCCGGCCUGCACAGGGACGGGCCCUGAGGCCCUGCUGUCCCCUCUCUCAAAUUAAACAGCGGUGUGGAGUCUCUGAUGGCUGCUGUGGGGUUUUGUGUCCCCCCAGCAGUGACCGUUACAGCGGUGACACAGCUUGGUGGCUCACGUGUCACCGCUGAGGCACACAGCGGGGUCCCCUGGGAGUCACCCCGUUCCAGGGCACGCGCCUCGGUUAUUCUCAGUUCCCCAAGGGAGGGCUGAAAGCCUCAGGCAAAUUUGCACUGGUGGCACCUGCAGUGUUGCCCCCUGAACCAGGGCGCUGUCAGCACAGCUGGGGGUGGGACAGGCAGGCACCGGGGGGACAGACAGUGACACACAGGACAGAGUGGGACAGGGCAGACGGUGACAGUGUCACAGCGUGAGUCGUGGUUUGGGGGGCUGAUGGGGACAGAGAAGGGAGUGACAGUGUCUGGGGUGGUGGGGAGUGCUGGGAUGGGGGUGACAGUGUCCAGGCUGGCAGGGUGACAGUGCCUGAGGUGAUGGGGACAGUCACAGGCGUGACAAUGCCAGAGGGUAGUGGGCACAACUGGGGGAUGGCAGUGCCUGGGG